AUGCCUGGCAUGUGGUUGUCCGAGAAUCAGAAGAUCGGAGUGGUCUUCUGCUCUGCCGGUGGCUUAUUCCUGUUUGGAGGAGUGUUGAUGUUCUUUGACCGGUCAUUACUUGCCAUGGGAAAUAUCCUCUUCCUCAUCGGCCUCACCCUCAUCAUCGGCUUCCAAAAGACUAUGGUCUUCUUCUCUCGCCCACAAAAACUCAAGGGCACCGCUGCCUUCGCCACAGGAAUCAUCCUCAUUCUGCUGCGCUGGCCUCUGACCGGGUUUCUGAUUGAGCUGUACGGGUUAUUCAUUUUGUUUGGGGAUUUCUUGAUCACCAUUGGCCAAUUUGCUGGCAAUGUCCCGGUGGUAGGGCCGUACAUCAAGCGCGCGCUGGAGAUUUUGGCUGGCGGGAGAAGCAAUGCCGAGCUGCCAGUAUGA
Molecule: messenger RNA, 420 nt
Organism: Penicillium alfredii
Lineage: Eukaryota; Fungi; Ascomycota; Eurotiomycetes; Eurotiales; Aspergillaceae
Exons: 5
Coding region: 1-420 (139 amino acids)
Biological process (GO): retrograde transport, endosome to Golgi; endoplasmic reticulum to Golgi vesicle-mediated transport
Cellular component (GO): Golgi membrane; Golgi cis cisterna; endoplasmic reticulum
Source: RefSeq, a predicted model, not a curated record